Messenger RNA from Girardinichthys multiradiatus, 4260 nucleotides. RefSeq names its product NCK adaptor protein 2a (gene nck2a). Lineage: Eukaryota; Metazoa; Chordata; Actinopteri; Cyprinodontiformes; Goodeidae. The transcript is spliced from 5 exons. Gene Ontology annotation, molecular function: protein binding. The coding region runs from base 421 to 1611 and encodes 396 amino acids. The record is from RefSeq and is a predicted model, not a curated record. Gene Ontology annotation, biological process: positive regulation of endoplasmic reticulum stress-induced intrinsic apoptotic signaling pathway; negative regulation of PERK-mediated unfolded protein response; positive regulation of translation in response to endoplasmic reticulum stress.
AACAGUGAUCGAGGUGGAGGAAGGCAGUCAGCCUGCGACGGAAAAACACAAGCGAGGACAGGUCGGGCAUUAUAUACCCAGUCCAUGUUUUAAAAGAAGGAAAAAUUAGUUAAAGUCAAGGAUAUGUGGAUGUGAGUGGGAUUUUUGUCACUUCCCCGCGGGCUCACUUACUUAUUGUUUGGCUCUCGGGCUGUGGCGGUGGCGUGUUGAGCGUGUCGCUGUUUGCCCAUUCUCACUGGAGUGAACACUAAGGGUUACUCUGUGUUUUUGGCUCUAUUGAUCUUCCAAUCAGCUCCGACCACCUUCCCUGUCCCUGCUGACGAAAAGCAUCCCCACAGCAUGAUUGCCACCACCGUGUCUCGUGCGGACCAGCUGUAUUUGCUCUGCGAUUCAAUUACACGCAGGAGGACUCCAUGAAAGAUGACAGAAGAGGUGAUUGUUGUAGCCAAGUGGGACUACACGGCCCAGCAGGACCAGGAACUUGACAUCCGUAAAAACGAGCGCCUCUACCUCCUGGACGACUCGAAGACAUGGUGGCGCGUCCGCAACACCGCCAACCAGACGGGUUACGUGCCGUCCAACUACGUGGAGCGGAAGAACAGCCUGAAGAAAGGCUCGCUGGUGAAGAACAUCAAAGACACACUGGGUUUGGGAAAGGGUAGGAGGAAGCCAAGUGCCCGUGAUGCCUCCCCUACACCAAGCUCAGAUACAGAGUACACUUCCAAUGGCAGCGGGGGAGGAGGUGUGGGAGGAGCCGCGGAGAGGAUCUACGACCUCAACAUUCCCGCUGUGGUCAAGUUUGCAUACACAGCAGAGAGAGAAGACGAGCUGACGCUGGUCAAAGGCUCCAGGGUGAUCGUCAUGGAAAAGUGUAGCGACGGCUGGUGGCGUGGUAGUCAGGCCGGCCGUGUCGGCUGGUUUCCCUCGAACUACGUCCAGGAAGAGCUCAUGGGGGUCGAUGACAGAGAGGGAGAUUCCUCGCGGGGUUACCUUGGAGGAUCUCAGGGAACUCUGCUGGCCAACGGGCGGGCAGGCGACCAGGACGUCGUUCUCCAUCUGGUUCAGACGCUCUACCCCUUCAGUUCUGUGACAGAGGAGGAGCUGAACUUUGAAAAAGGAGAAAUCAUGGAGGUGAUAGAGAAGCCCGAGAACGACCCAGAGUGGUGGAGGUGUAAGAACUCUCAUGGCAUUGUGGGCCUGGUGCCUAAAAACUAUGUGAUGGUGCUGGACGAACAACCCGGCCUACCUUCCUCUACGUCAAGCUCCCCACAGAACCGCUUUGUGGCACCAGCGCGCUCAGGGAGGUUCGCCGGGAGGGACUGGUACUACGGCAACAUCACUAGACACCAGGCUGAGAGCAUACUCAACGAACGAGGAGAGGAGGGAGACUUCCUCAUACGAGACAGCGAGUCAUCGCCCAGUGAUUUCUCCGUGUCUCUGAAGGCGGCGGGGAAAAAUAAGCACUUUAAAGUGCAGCUGUCAGACGGGGUGUACUGUAUCGGCCAGCGCAGGUUCAACUCCAUGGAUGAACUAGUGGAGCAUUACAAGAAGGCCCCCAUCUUCACCAGCGAUCACGGGGAGAAGCUAUACCUGGUGAAGGCGCUGCUGUGAUCUACACAUCUACACUGGAUCUCUCACACACUCUGACGCACACAUGAUCCCCGACUGUCUUAACCCAAGCCUUAGCUGUGGACCCUCCCGCUGUGGCGUCUGUACCACAUCCAGAUCCUCAGAUCUCUUGGAUUUUCCAAGUGAAAACCAGACUAACUUUUUUUUUUCUAGCUCUUCGCUGUUUUUGCAGACGACCCUCAGACAGCCAUCACCGAGCCACAUAGAGAACACAGUGUGUACCGAGCCUCUAUUAUCUUGGAUGUGCUAACCUGCAGUGACCAGAUUUGCUGCUAACAGAACGCCUGAGGCCUUGUCGGGGGUUGAGCUCUCCCUCUGAUGUCAUACGUAAUGUCUAUUUACUAGCACGCACGUUGUAAAUUACACCAUUGCUCUUAAUUCACCCAGGAGAACAGACGUUUACCAGUUCAAAGAGGGACUUAGACCUCAGUGGGACCUAACUCUGUCAUGUCUAAUUGCAGGCCAUGUUUUAUUUUGUUUUUUCUCUUUCUUUUUUUAAAGAACUGCUUGUUGGCAAGUUCACCUUUUUUUUUAAGCUAAUUUAAUUCAUCUUCGUUGAAGUUUUGUACAGUUACUUUUUCACAAAGUGACCAGAAUCACUGUCUUGCCUUUUUUUUUUUUUCCUUCUAAUUUUCACUAUUCCUCCACCCAAUUGGUUUUUCUAUUCUACGUUUUUUUCUGUUUCUAGCAAACAAUUCAUUGCUAGUGAUACUUUAAAUGUGGACAACACUCACUGUAGUAUUUCUACCAAGCGGUGCAAUAGAGGAGACCUCAGAGUCCCUGUAGAGGUUGAAUGUUGAUCCAUGUAACCAAACGUGCCACCCUGUACCCAUUACUACUGGCUCCAGGUCUGCACUGCACUCUCAGACGAAUCCCUGGCUCAGUGAUCAUGCUUUAUAUCGUGUCGAGUUGAACAUGUUACCGUUCUCCAGUACGUGUCUGUAGUUACAUGAGGAAAAAACAAUAAUAAAAGCUUUUUUUGUUUUGUUUUGGUAAGGCUUCCUGAGUACCUACACUUGAUCUGUUUCUUUAAUGUGAUGCAGUUCAGAAAGAAAAGUACCUCUUCUGAUGGUAUCUUUGCGUUUACAGGAAACUUUGCAAGAAAUGUAUAUGGAAGAUUAAUCAGUAACUAUAUGAGACCCCGAUUUAAACAGAAGUCUAUUAAGGGAUGUGUGUUUUUGAAGCUAUCUUUAUAGAUCAAAGUAAUUUAAUUUGUUUAGGCACUCCAAAAACAGGUUUAUUCCUUAGCUGAAGAGUUUACCCCCUGGUUAGCAGCAAUAACAGCUCUGUUAGGCCUGAGUAGUUUAAACUAGUAACAUAAUGUUAAAGUUGCAGACACCUGAUUGUGAAAGUAGUGCUGAGCUGCUGUAUUUUAACAUUCUGGACCCUCCAAGCCUCUUGACACUGCUGCUAAAGAUGUGUAAAAAGGAAAAAAUAAAGUUUUCUAAAGGUGAUCUGUUGAUUUAUUUUUUACCUCAUGUACUAUCCCACCCACCGUGACUGGUGAUGAGAUGGACUCGGCCCCUCAUCCAGUUCUGUUUCCCUCAGUUCUUGUAAAGGUUUUGGUUACUGCUCUGAUCGGUGUGGUCACAUUUAGGUGAGUAGUUGUCUUUCUUGUAUCCAUUUCAUGACUUUUCUGAUCAAUGCACGUCUACCUUAAUUAAAUGACACAUUUUCCGAUCUUUCCCAUUUUAUAGUGGGUCUCAUAAGAGGAAUUGUCUUCUGUCACCUCAUAUUUAUGCCCAAAGGAAACGUAAAUCAAUCUCCAAAUAGUAAUUAAAAGUUUGUCGACACUUUGGUCAAAAACACUAUGCUUCACUUUAAUAAAUGUAUAAUUCAUAAGAAAUGUUGGAGCCGAUGUUGGCACCGGUGAUGUAAAAGAAAAAAAAACUUUUAUCGUGGGAUUUUUUUAUUUUUCUCAGCAGAAUAAAUUAAAGUUCAAAUGUUUUCUUGCCUUUCCCAUUUUGAAGAGUGACCAAGAGUAAAUAGGCCUCAGUAUCAUGUUUUUACUCAAUGGAAACAGUGAGUCAUGAAUCACUAACAAACAUUCCUGCUCAGAUCAAUAAAAACAAAUAAAUUAGGCAAUAAAAAGUUCUAAAAUAUGUUAAAGACAUUUUUUUAAAUAGGAAUUUAUUUGUCCAGUUAUGGGACCAGCCUUUGUGAUAAAAUAUACAUUUUCUUUCAGGCUUUUUACACAUCUUUAACAGGGGGUCCAAUAAAUGGAGGCAGCUGUAAAUGUGGCCUAAAAUUAGCAUUUUGCAGGCAUUGUGUAGCAGCCCGACCAAACCUUGACCUGGAUUGGUUCAGUUCAGAAGAAGUCAUCCUUCAUUGUGAAGAAACCAAAUCCACCCCCCUUGGAUUUAAAACUAGAAAACUAGUAACACCAAACAUUCACCUGUUUCUGUUCAUUUGUUUACCAAUGGAAGUGUUGAUCACGGGGUCCUCAGCUUUUAUAUGAUAUAUCUGAAUGUCAUUGAGCACUGUUAUUUAAUUCGUGUGUCCACUGUAUGUAUAUAUACCAAUAAGAAGAGGUGCAUAUAUGAAUCAUUAAGUUCCAACCUAUGGUACUGUAUCACCGACAACAUGAUGAGGAUUGAGAUACUUUUGUUCAAUAAAAACUUUUGACAAAGA